This is a messenger RNA of Funneliformis geosporum, 750 nucleotides long. The record is from the annotation of a GenBank genome assembly. NCBI's taxonomy places the organism in Eukaryota, Fungi, Glomeromycota, Glomeromycetes, Glomerales, Glomeraceae.
AUGCCUGAAAAAAGAGUUGAAACUGGUGACGUAAGUUUUCUUUAUACCGAAGUAAAUGAUAGGCAAGAGAUUAAAGACAUUGUUUUUUCCCCGGAUAUGACAUAUAUGGUUACUAGUGAUAAUAAAGUUUAUGAAAUGUGGACCAUUGAUGAUGAUGGGAAUGAUGAUGAUGGGAAUUAUGAUGAUGAGAAUGAUGAUGAUGAGAAUGAUGAUGAUAAGAAUGAUGAUAAGAAUGAUGAUUAUGAGAUAGAUGAAAUGAUCAUAAAGAUUUAUGAUAAUGUCUUUAUAGUUCCCGAUAAGAAUACUGAAAAGCUUUAUAAUAAUUCGAAGCUAUCUAUUUAUUCAAGAUUCAAAGAAAUAAAAGAAAUAAAAAAUUAUUAUAAGGAAAGUGUUAAAAUAAAUAAAAAUGAAAAAGAGAUUCGUGUCGUAGGAAAAAAACUGAGGUGGGUUUUCUCUGAGUUAAAUAAUUUAUUAUCAGUUUUUAAUAAAACUAAAUAUUUAAAAGGUGUAAAAGGAAAUUAUCCAUUAGCUGUAAAGAAAUUAGUUCAAUUAGAUCUCAAACCCUAUGAACUUAAGAUUUUGGAUGACCAUGACACAGAAGGAAGUGAGGUUUUAUCAAAGAAAGUAGAAACCAAAAUUGAAAAAUCAAAUUCUGAAGGUUGCGAAAUUUUAUUAAAGAAAUUUGAAGAUUUAGAAGCAAAAUUUAAACCUCUUUUAGAUCAUAUAGCACUUGAAAUUAAUAACGAAUAA